GAGAAAGAGAGAAAUGUUACCUAGAGUUGGGGAGUAAAGAAAAGUUUCUGAGUGUAUGAAAUGUUGCCUACGGUUGGGGGAGUAAGCAAAAAUGAACAGUUAUUAUGACUUCUCUCCCGCUUCUCCCUCAGUAUAUUUUUCUUUUGUACUAUUAUUUGUGAUCAAGAAUGGAACACGAACUAAAUAAACCCAUAAGCGACACAAGAGAUGUGAUAGAGAAUCAACAGGAACCACUACAAGAACAAAUACCAGAAUCAACAGCACAAGAUGAAUUCAUGGAAACACUGAAUGAUUGCUUGUUAACAUUUUCCCACCACAACCAACAGCAACAACAACAGCAACAGAUUUUGAUAAUCAAUAUAUUUGCAUCACAACAACCCUACCUACAACAACAGGAGGAACAACAACAACCACAACAGGAGGAACAACAACCACAACAGCAGGAGGAACAACCAGGAGGAACAGCAACAACAACAGCAGCAACAACAGCAACAGAUUGUUAUAAUCAAUAAAUUAGCACCACAACAACUUAUCUUAGCAUUGCAGCAACAACAGCAACACCAACAACAACCCUACCUACAACAACAACCUGCCUACAACAACAACAACAACAAAAGAUUUUGAUGAUCAAUAUAGUCACAACAACAGCAACCCUACCAACAACCCAGUCACCACCAACGUCCACCUACACCCCACGUACAACCCCAAGACAUCUCAAGAUCACGAGUAAAUAAUGUAUUUAACCAAGCCGACUCAUCGACAGUUAAUGACAAUAAUACACUGAGCCAAUCCGACCCACCACCUUUUCUCCAACCAGCAGUUAAUCGUCCCGGUUCGCCUGGGG
Molecule: messenger RNA, 844 nt
Organism: Penaeus monodon (black tiger shrimp)
Lineage: Eukaryota; Metazoa; Arthropoda; Malacostraca; Decapoda; Penaeidae
Product: nuclear transcription factor Y subunit beta-like
Exons: 2
Coding region: 168-512 (114 amino acids)
Source: RefSeq, a predicted model, not a curated record